This is a messenger RNA of Vanessa atalanta (red admiral), 2529 nucleotides long. Its product is annotated as organic cation transporter protein-like. Bases 183 to 1835 code for a protein of 550 amino acids. Lineage: Eukaryota; Metazoa; Arthropoda; Insecta; Lepidoptera; Nymphalidae. The record is from RefSeq and is a predicted model, not a curated record. Gene Ontology annotation, cellular component: membrane. The transcript is spliced from 8 exons. Gene Ontology annotation, biological process: transmembrane transport. Gene Ontology annotation, molecular function: transmembrane transporter activity.
CCCGGCGCACGCGCACAUGUAGUUUCGCGCUGCAUCACUUAUAACAAUUACGUGUCAAUGAAUGUAUAGUUUUUGCAUAAAUCAUUAUUAUAGAUUUGCAUUAAAAUAGCAAUUAAUAGCGAAGCUAUGCGAACAGUGAGUUUUAAAAUAUAGAAAGGGUGGCAAACUCUAAAGUUUCGACAAUGGAGAAAAAAAGUCCAUUUGACACGGAUGCACUGAUGCUGGAACUGGGGCAGUUCCGGCGGUUUCACGUCGUGAACUACGUGUUGCUGGCAUUCGUGCCCUUUGCGCUGGCUCACUACGGCGUCAACUACGUGUUUGUAGCGGCCGAUGUUCCGUACAGAUGCGUGGUGCCAGAGUGUGAAGCGGCUAACAGUACAGAGUACAAUCCUCUGUGGUUGGAGAGCGCGCUGCCGGAGAGCACGAGAGAUCGGCGUUGCUUUAGCAAAACGCCCCUGGACGCAGAGCACUGCGCGCCCGGGAAUUUCUCCGAUGAACUAAGGCCUUGCGAUCGUUGGCUUUACGCUUCGAAAGAUACAAUCGUCGCUGAGUUCAACCUGGCUUGUCAGGACUGGAAGCGCACGCUGGUGGGGACCAUCCACAAUAUCGGGAUGCUGGUCUCGCUCCCCAUCCUGGGCUACAUAUCCGACCGUUGGGGUCGGAAGCGAGCACUCAUAUUGAGCUGUACUUUGGUCGGUGCUAUCGGCUCGCUGAAGGCAUUCUCCUUCUCCUAUGAGAUGUACGUCAUCGUGGAGUUCCUCGAAACCGUUGCUGGCGCUAGUACCUUUCCCGCUGCUUAUAUUCUUACCAUCGAACUACUCGGCCAAGACAAGCGAGUGUUGACGACAGCGUUCCUCGGGAUCAUGCUGGUGAUAGGAGGCUUAAGUUUCGCUCUCUUGGCCAAAACGUUUCCUUAUUGGCGGACUUUUAUCCUAGUAGUUUACCCACCAUCGCUGCUUUUCCUGUCCUACAUAUAUUUUCUGCCGGAGAGCAUUCGAUGGCUUUUGUCUAAGGGACACAAGGAGGAGGCUUUAGUGAUCAUAGAGAAGGCGGCAAAGAUGAACAACGUCACCUUAUCAGACGACACGAUACGACAGCUGACGACCGUCGACGAGAAAGUCCAGAUCGACGAUAAGAAAGAUCAAGAAGAGGAGGGACUGUGGAUGCAAGUUCUGCGAUCACCGAUAAUAAUGACCAGAUUGGCCAUAUGUUCCUGGUGGUGGAUAACUUGCACGUUCGUGUUCUAUGGACUCGCCAUCAACUCUGUGUCUUUAGCUGGUGAUAAAUACACAAACUAUAUGUUGGUGGUUAGUGUGGAGGUGAUCGCCGUCGUCACCAACGCCUUGGUUUUAGACCGCAUUGGAAGAAAGAGGACGUUAUUGAUUGCGUUCGUCGUCUGCGGCAUCUCUUGUACUGCGAUCGCAUUCGUGCCUAAAAACAUGUCCUGGCUCGCGACGCUGCUGUACCUGGUGGGAAAGAUUGCUAUCACUCAGGCCUUCAGUGGUAUCUACAUGUACACGUCGGAGUUGUUCCCCACACAUGCGCGCCAUUCGAUGCUCGGUUUCUGCUCAAUGGUGGGCCGCAUCGGUUCAAUCGUGGCGCCACAGAUGCCGCUACUUGCAAUCUACAUCGAAUGGCUACCGUCGGUUCUGUUCGGCGCGACGGCGCUGUUGGCGGGCGGACUGAUGCUCACCACUCCGGAAACUCUGAACACAAGGUUGCCUGACACGAUCCGUGAAGCGGAGCUCAUCGCAUCACAACCUCAUAGCACCAAACGUGAUGAGGCAAACGGACGGACCAACACGACCGAUGCUCAAGUCACUUCUCGUUUUUAAUGGAUACAAAAACUUUAGGGUCACUCAACAGACAAAAUACUUAGAGUAAUAAUAAAUUAAUUUGUUCUAAUGAACAAUAUUUUGGAGGAAAAAUACGAUAAUGGUAUUUACAUCUAAAAUAUCUUUUCUAUUCUGUAGAAGCAAACUCGAGUCUUAGAAUCUUGGAUCGUCGGAUUUUAACAUUUUACAAUUUGACCGAGUUUGGGUUCCAAGUUUGUUUCGUAGAGAUAUUUUUAAGCCAUUAUUUGUCGAGUAGAAUUAAUUUCAAUAAAAAAGCUUGAAUCAACAAAAGUCUAACAAUAUCUCUUACAAAUUUGUCCGGCGAUUCAAAUUGCUUUCGAUUUAGCAAUUGAUCGACUAAAAUCGAUUCGGCAAAUUGCCAACUUGAUAUAUGUAACCUACAACUACUACUACAUUUACAAAAGUAGGUUUAUAUCAAAUCUGAGAAUAGUAAAGUAUAGAAUUAGAUGUCUCUUACAAUGGUGACACAAUAAUUGUAAAAAAAUAUUCUUCGUUUGGUUUUUUUGUUCAUUAUUAUUUUAUUUGUAGUAAUAAUAAGUUAUUAUUUUAAGCACUUAAGAACACCCCGAUGUAAUAUUAUUUAAUUACAAUAUAAUUAAGAUUAUUUGAUAAGUAGAAAGCAAUAUCGAAUGUGAUAUUUAUUUAAAAUUUAUUUAAAUUAAACUUUAAUUCC